AGAAGAUCAAAAAGCGAAAGAACAGAACCUAACUAGCCCUCAUCAAGAAAAUUCUUGAAUCAGAGAGCUGAGGAAACUGCGACAGCUUAAAGAGGAGAGACUGGCUUAUUAUAAAAAACCAGAUCAUUUCUAGCAAUCCAAAUUCUCCAUUGAAGGAAGCUACAGAAACAAGACUGUGUUCAUCCGUUGCUGCUUCCAACCACAAUGGCUACCCUCGCCGAUUCUUUUCUUGCUGACCUCGAUGAACUCUCUGAUAACGAGGCUGAAAUUCCGGAGGAUAAUGAGGUCGAUGCAGCAGAUAUGGAAGAAGAUAUCGAUGGUGACCUGGCUGACCUAGAGAAUCUCAACUAUGAUGACUUGGAUAGUGUUUCCAAGUUGCAGAAAACCCAGAGAUACAUUGAUAUUAUGCAGAAAGUGGAAGAAGCCCUUCAAAAGGGUACAGAUGUGUCAAUUCAAGGAGUAGAUCUAGAAGAUGAUCCUGAAUACCAAUUGAUUGUUGAAUGCAAUGCCCUGUCGGUUGACAUUGAGAAUGAAAUUGUGAUUAUCCACAAUUUUAUUCGUGAUAAGUAUCGCUUGAAAUUUCCAGAGCUUGAGUCACUGGUUCAUCACCCAAUUGAUUAUGCUCGUGUUGUUAAGAAGAUAGGAAAUGAAAUGGAUCUUACUCUUGUUGAUCUAGAAGGGCUGUUGCCUUCCGCAAUUAUCAUGGUUGUCUCAGUUACAGCGUCAACUACAACUGGCAAGCCUCUACCAGAAGAUGUCCUCAGUAAGACAAUUGAAGCAUGUGAUCGAGCUCUUGCUCUUGAUUCAGCAAAGAAAAAAGUUCUUGACUUUGUCGAGAGUAGAAUGGGGUAUAUUGCACCUAAUCUUUCUACUAUAGUUGGGAGUGCUGUUGCAGCUAAACUCAUGGGGACAGCUGGUGGUCUAGUAGCUCUAGCAAAGAUGCCUGCCUGCAACGUUCAGCUUCUAGGUGCCAAGAAAAAGAAUCUUGCUGGGUUUUCCACUGCAACAUCUCAGUUUCGCAUAGGAUACAUUGAGCAAACAGAAAUAUUUCAGACUACUCCUCCUCCUCUUAGGAUGCGAGCGUGCCGACUCCUGGCUGCAAAGUCUACACUUGCAGCACGAGUAGAUUCAAUACGUGGGGAUCCAUCUGGGAAAACUGGGAGGCAUUUCAAGGACGAGAUCCACAAAAAAAUUGAGAAGUGGCAGGAGCCCCCUCCUGCCAAGCAACCCAAACCGCUUCCUGUUCCUGAUUCCGAGCCUAAAAAGAAGAGAGGUGGUCGCCGCCUUAGGAAGAUGAAAGAAAGAUAUGCAGUAACAGACAUGAGAAAGUUGGCCAACAGGAUGCAGUUUGGUGUUCCUGAAGAGAGUUCUUUAGGGGAUGGUCUAGGUGAGGGUUACGGAAUGCUUGGUCAGGCUGGCAGUGGCAAGCUUCGUGUGUCAAUUGGGCCUAGCAAACUUGCUGCAAAAGUUGCUAAGAGAUUCAAGGAAAAGAAUUAUGGCAGCAGUGGUGCUACAUCUGGUUUGACCUCAAGUUUGGCCUUUACACCAGUUCAGGGGAUUGAGCUGACAAAUCCACAGGCUCACGCACACCAACUUGGUAGUGGGACUCAAAGCACUUACUUCUCUGAAAUCGGAGUCUUCUCGAAGAUCAAGAGGACUUGAAACCUUGCACAAUUACAAACUCUUGCUGUGUCUCUAAAUUGUUGCUGCUACACAUAACUAGGAACUUGUUGAUCUUGAUGGAUGUUAUGUCCAACCCCAGUUGGGAGAGUUACCAUAAAUAUGAGAUGGAAUUUGGCUAAAUAUGGGAAAUUUGAAUUUUUCUCCCAUGCCUAAGGAUGUUGCUUCAGUUUUGGGUUUGGAAGGUCAUCACUAGAGUAGCAUUAGGUCUCUGAAGUACAUUAUGGGAAGCGUCUUAGUUUUGUAAUAUUUUUAAUUUGAUGUACAUUUCCCCCCAAAAUGAUAUUUGUUUAUUACCUAUAAAGAUUUAGAAUGCUGAUAAAAUUAUUUAUGAAAAAAUAAAACUAAUAUUGUAUCUA
Messenger RNA from Arachis ipaensis, 2039 nucleotides. Its product is annotated as U4/U6 small nuclear ribonucleoprotein Prp31 homolog. The record is from RefSeq and is a predicted model, not a curated record. Gene Ontology annotation, biological process: spliceosomal tri-snRNP complex assembly; mRNA splicing, via spliceosome. Gene Ontology annotation, cellular component: U4/U6 x U5 tri-snRNP complex; precatalytic spliceosome; U4 snRNP. NCBI's taxonomy places the organism in Eukaryota, Viridiplantae, Streptophyta, Magnoliopsida, Fabales, Fabaceae.